This is a messenger RNA of Echinostoma caproni, 5649 nucleotides long. NCBI's taxonomy places the organism in Eukaryota, Metazoa, Platyhelminthes, Trematoda, Plagiorchiida, Echinostomatidae. The record is from the annotation of a GenBank genome assembly.
AUGUCUGAACAUCCAAGCUCCUCAGAUUCAUCGGACUUCUCUGAUGGAUGUCCGACAACCACCACAAUCAGCACGGUAGCCGUGCAGGCGGGCAGUGCUCGCAUCGUAUUGGCUGUGUUACGAUGCGGAAAUUGGAUUCGGGUACGAAUUCAACGUAUGGAACCGGAUCUGUAUGAUAUUGGCAGUAAUGCCGAGGAAGCCCGUGCCCUUCAUCAAGUACACAAUCAUUUGUGCGAGAAGUUGGCGGCUAAACAAGACCAAAUCUCACAACUGCUGUCCCGUGCGGAUGAUCUAGUCACGCAACAGACCUCCGAGAGUCAAACCCAGGUGUACGCUGCAAUGGCCGAGUCGCUUAAUCGAGCCUGGCGUGACCUACUUGGUGUUCUCACUCAACGGGGUCAUCUGCUCGAGCUGGCCGUGGAAUGUUUUACGGCCGCAGAACAUGUCGUGUCUGAAGCGAAUCGUUGCGAACAUUUGUGUAACACAGGUGGCUGGGGUCAUGAUGUCGAUUCAGUCAAACGCUUGAUUGAGGAACACGAAGCUUUGAAACGGACCAGUUUACUGGAACCGUCCCAUCGAAUGCUAAACGCGGCCAACAGUUUGCUAGAACUAUUGGCCCGAUUGUCCAAUCAGACUGCACCAUCCGCGGCUCCGUUGUCAACAGCUACGGGAGCUAGUCGAGCCAGUGUGGAGGCCCGUGAACGUGUAGCUUCGAUCACAGCAAAAGGAGGUGCUGCUCGACGACAUGCUGAGUCUGUAUGGAAUCGUCGAGAUCGUUUGCUGCAUCUGCGCCUAGCGAUCGUAUCCAUGGAAUCAGAACUUGAACGAAUUGUGGACUGGUUUAUCAAAGUGGGAGAACCCCGACUGUAUGAGGCGCAAAUUGGCACAUCUUUGUCCGAAUGUCAGUCUCAACUAGACAGUCUAAUGAAUUUGGCCGAGGAAGUCCGAGACAUGCAAAGUAUGCAUACUCGUCUGAUGCGUCAUUUGCAACAAACGUCCACCGCGGACCAGUGGCGUGGCACACGACCAAAAACUGUUUUCGAAACUCUAGACGCGGCACAACAAGAGUUGGAGACCGAGUUGUCCCGUAGCUACAGUCAUUAUGGUCCGAUGGAAAUCGAUGGAAUGGGUGAAGAUUCACGAGCGACCAAUGAGGAGACGUGGCGUGAGACUCACGGUGCGUAUUCACAACUGGCAAACCGUAUGCGUACCACGGAAGCCUACAUUUGGGAGUUCUUGGAUCGUUUGGAACUCAGACGUCGAUUGUUGCACACCGGUGUUAUAUAUUACAGCGAAGCUAAUGUGAUGCUGACACAAAUCUAUCAGCUAGAAUCGGAAAUGAAGCAGAAACAUGAACGACCAACUGCAGGUCUGGAAGAUUCUUACUUUGAUCGACUGAACAAUUUGGAAGUCCGGGUACCCGGUUUGCGGCAGACUUUGGCUGAGUUAAGAUCAGGUCAUGAAGAAGAUAUCUAUCCCAAAUCCACAUUCCGUUCACAACUCGGUGUCACGGUGACCGGACCCCCGCCGGUACCUGACCACGAGGCUACGUCCAGAUCGAUGACAGCAGCAAUUGGCAAAAUGAAGGAAAUUGAAGAUGGAAUUGCCCGAUGUCGAUCGCUUUUCUCCACUUAUCAGGAAAGAAGCAUCAAAGCCCAACGCCGUCAAGAAGUUGAAACACGUAUAGAAAUGCUUAUGUCCUGGCUUAACCAGCGGUUUGAACGAUCGUUGGUUGAGCAUGCAAAUAUGGGCACAACAUAUGAACAAGUGGCGGACUUUGAAGAUUUCCACCGUCGUCUUGAUCGGGAAUUGGACACUCGUGAAUCGGAAUUGGAUGAAGUACGCGCCGCAAUCGGUCGUUUAUCACCAUCCUCAGAGAAAGCAUCACUUGAGCUUCAUCUGAGUGAUCUCAACUCCAGAUGGACAAGAUGCCGUCAGACAAUCCGACAACGCAUCCAACUGGCUGAUCAAUUCCUCAGUUUAAUUCGACGAAUUCGUGAAGAUGAUCAUCAACAGACAUUGGUUUUGGAGCGUAUGCAACAAUUGGACAGUUCGGAAACUAGUCUACUGGCUACGGGCACGCUUGAAGGAGCCGUGGGAAUUGAAGGUCCGGACCGGUUACGGUCUGAUGUGACACUAAUCAUCAGUCGUUUGGAGGAACAACAAUCCCAGCUGAGAGAUUUUGUUGAUCAAAUCACUCAGCGCAACGAUCGGGACUUGAAUACAGCAGAACCCAUACGAUAUUGUCAAUUGCAAAUCCAAAUGAACGCCAAACAUUUGGAUCAGCUUCGAGAAUGUUGGAUCAACUGCGAACGAUUCUGGGAGCAAUGGAAAAUGGCUCGUGAAUACUGGAUCACGUUUAACAACGGCGCACGUGAUCUGGAUGAAAUGAUGGCCACCUCGUUGUCUCGUAUGUCGCGAACCCCGAUGCCCACAAAACCGUUUGAAUGUGAGCGCGCAAUGCGUGAUCAUCAGUUGGAUCGGGAUCAAGUAGACCAGAUGAGCAAUAUGGUUCGAUCACAAGCCCAACAACUUGGUCAACUGGUCGGUGCCAGACCGGAUGAUCGAAUGGAAGACGGUCGAGGUUGGACAUUUGUUGAAGUGCCUCUCGGACCGGAAGCUGGACUUCCAGCCUCCGGUAUAGGAAGACGUGUGCGAAGUGAACUGACUAUGCAAUUGGCUGGACUGGCAACCCGUUGGUCUGCCUGGGAUAGAGCCUGGACCACCAGACGCAUCCAGUUGGAACGACGUGGUCUACAAGUUGGUCGUUUAGCCACAAUCGAGGUAAUGUCGUUAACAGCUCCACUGGAACAAGUCGAACGGGCUGAAAGGGAUUUGAGUCGUUUGGAAUCCACAAUACCGGUUCUUAAAAAUCGUGUACGAUCCACAGCCCCAGAUAUGCGUAUGCAAUUGCUCCAGGGUGAACCAGCCCCGACGGAGACGUGUGAACUUCCGAUUGAUGUGACCCAGCGUCACGAAGCUCUGAGCGCACGUUUCGAUCAUUUGGCAGAUGCGACCUCCCGGUGUCGUGUUGAGGUCAAUCUGACACUGCGCCUGUUACGUGCAAUCCGCGUGGCCGAGAACGCCCUGUCUCAAAUCACAUUCAGUCUGUCUGGAGCCAGAGACCAGGUGGACCGACUACCCCAAGAAGAUGGUCAGUAUAUAUAUCGGGUACGAAGUGAACUCGAGGAACAUUUGAUUCGUGGUCAAGCACUGGCCGAUACGCACAUUCCAACGCUGGAACAAUUAGCGGUUCAGCAUCCUAAUCCCAUUGAAGCCAAACAGAAAAUUGAACCGAUCGUAUCCGGAUUCCGUGAUACGGUUGGCGAAUUGCAUCGUCUGACUGAAGAGGUUCGAGUCCGUUCGGAACAAUCGAUCUAUCUGGCCCGACCGCUCGGUGUUCCCGUGCCUGAGGAUCUGACCAGUCGACAGUAUAUCAGUCCACCAGUAAGCAGACGUCCGCCUGUAAUCACACGUCCGUUGAACAAUCUGUUCACCGAAGAAGGCUCUCCGAUUGUGUUGGAAACCGAAUUCGAUUCCGGUUUACCCCCAGAGGCCGACCCAUAUGAUCGAAGUCAACUGCAAACCAUAUGGCUUAAAGAUGGCUAUCCGGUAGUCACACCGGAUUACGAGGCUCAAAUAGCACCGAACAAAGCAGCUUUGAGAAUCGGAGAGACAUUGAGCGAGGAUACUGCCCGAUUUACCUGCCGAGUGGUUACUCCGUACGGUCAGGCGGAGACAUCGUGUAAUCUGGUUGUCCAUGAGGCAAUCAGUCCUGUACCAAAACCCGUGGAUGAAUCAGCUAUUCAGCCAACCAGAAGGCCCAGAGCGAGACAACCUCUCAUUCCGCGUGGUGAACCUCCACGGUUUAUUCGUGAGCUGCCGUCAAGGACAGUUCGAGAGCCAGAAGAAUUUACUCUUGAAUGUCAAGCUGUUGGACACCCAACACCCACCUUAUCCUGGUUCCGAAAUGGUGAAUGUAUCGAUGGCCAUCCGGAGUACCUUACCAGUACUGUUGGUGGUUCGAGUCAUCUCAAGAGUGUUCUCCCGGUGGAAAUUGAAUGGUUCCACUCUGGUAUCCCUGUUCGUGGCGAGUUCGGGCGCCGUCGCAUCACCAUGGAAGGCUCGGAUACGAUUAGUCUGAACUUUCCACAGCAGAAGAAGGUGACUAUACAUGUGUUGUACGGAACGCGNNNNGCGGUCGGUGAAGCGUCAACCGCGUGCACAGUUCGUGUCACACCACGUGAAAGAGAUUCCCGAGCGUCACCGAUACCAUUCGACGAAUUGAUUGAUGCGUACCGAGCCAGGCCAUCGAGAGACAGACCGGUUGCUCCAAGACGUCGUUUGGACUUGUCCGCUGAUUUUGAUGAAGUGUUUGAACCAGCCAAGACACCGCGCUUGUCCGAUGAGCCUCGAGUUACUACAACUGUCGAACAGACAGUGGUUCCUACAGUUAUACGGCGAGACCGAGUACCAAGUUAUCCAGAACAGCCUCGGAUGAUGGACUUCCGAAGAGCCACUUCGGUUCCGAUACAUGAGUUUACUACCCUGCCAAGUAUCCGACUUCGUGCACCGAUCACGGCCCCACGACCCACAUCAUUGGUUGGACAACCGCCACAAUUUGUUCAACCGCUUCACAAUGCCGGCGCCACAGAAGGUCAGAAGAUCAAGCUGGAGUGCAGAGUAAUCGGUCAGCCACAUCCUCAGAUCCAGUGGCUUAAAAAUGGCGCACCGCUACCGCGGUCCAACGCGUACGAGACUCGGGAAGAUGGGCCGGUGAACAGCCUCAUCUUUUACGACCUGUUCUUGGAAGAUCAGGGUGAAUACACCUGCGUCGCGUACAACUCGUUCGGUCAAGCUCAGACCUCGUGCCGGAUGGACGUGGAACGUGGUGAAGAACCGAUGGAUGAACCGCCUCAGGUAGUUCAACCGUUGCCCUCACAACUGGCGGUGAGCGAGGGUCAUGAAGUACGACUGGAAUGUGUGUUCUCCGGCCGACCGACACCAACAGUUGUGUGGUUGAAGGACGGUGCUCAGCCUGUGUCUUCACCUGAAUUUCAACCGACACAAGAAGGCUCAGUGGCUCGUUUGUAUAUACCACAAAUGAGAGCAGACCGAGCCGGCGUCUACGAGGCUGUGGCAACCAAUCCGGUUGGCACGUGUCGUACCACACUCUUCUUGCAAUUGGUCCCUGCUCCAUACACUGCAAUGCCUUCACCUACCAUGCGUCCUCGUACUCCAGUCACCAUGGCUACCGGACCGGAAUUCACACGUAUUUUCAAGGAUAUAUACAUAGAAUCUGAAAGACUGGAAGAAGUGGUUUUGGAAUGCACGGUGAUCGGUGUUCCUCGUCCCAGCGUCUACUGGACGCAUAAUGGCCGACUGAUCACAGGUGAUGAUCCUCGUUUCACCCCGGUCCAAGGCCCCGGACCGGAUGAUCACUGUCUAAUUAUUCGUCACCCAGAUGCAUGGGCUGCUGAGUUCGGUGGAAAACGUGCCAAGACAGACAACCCAGCUUAUGAAAGCAAUGAGAACUGUUUUUAUCGUCCCGCAGCUCAGCUGGUAGACCGUUCUCUGUACAAAAUCGUAGGUGGCAUAGUGCGCAUAAAAGCAAUAGCUACCACAGAAGCGUUAAGCCUUUACCUUUGA